Tinamus guttatus (white-throated tinamou) is the source of this 851-nucleotide messenger RNA. The record is from RefSeq and is a predicted model, not a curated record. Lineage: Eukaryota; Metazoa; Chordata; Aves; Tinamiformes; Tinamidae.
ACGAGGUGCGGACGGCCUUCCAGCUGCGGCAGAUCGGGCCCCUCAAGCUCGUCCCCGACGUGCCCACCGCCGAUUCAGAUCUACAGAUCUGUCAACACAGAGCACCAACAUGCUGCACCAAAAAGAUGGAAGAAAGCUACCAGGCGGCCGUCCGGAGGGAGAGGACGCAGAAUAUCCAGGCUCUGAACUUUGAGCUGAAAUACAUGAUAGUUGGUCAUAUCACAGCCUUUCAAGAGGCCUUUGAGUCUUUGCUUCGCUUGGCAGAGAACCGCACGAGUUCCCUGUUUGAGGCCGCCUACAGACCCAUGGCCAAGGAGGCCGCGGAGCCGGUCAGGGAGCUCUUCACAGACCUCUCCCUCUACAUCCUGGGCGCAGAGACUACCGUGGAAAGUGCAGUCCUGCGCUUCUUCGACAGCCUCUUCCCUUUGGUGUACAGCCGCCUAAUAAACCCCGGAAUCACAGAUUUAUCGGAGGACUACACGGAGUGUCUGCGGCUUACGAGGCAGGACAUAAACCCCUUCGGCCGCUAUCCCAAGAACCUGGUUACGGAGCUGUCCAAGUCCCUCUGGGCCAGCAGGAUGCUGAGCCAGGCCCUCAGCCUGGGCAUCGAGGUGAUAAACACAACGGAGCACGCGGCGCUCACCAAGGAGUGCAGCCGGGCGCUGGUGCGGAUGCAGUACUGCCCGCACUGCCAGGGCCUCACGCUCAUCAGGCCCUGCGUGGGCUACUGCCUCAACGUGAUGCGGGGCUGCCUGGCCGGCGUGUCGGAGCUGGACGCGCCGUGGAGGGAGUACAUCUCCACGCUGGAGUUCCUGGCCGGCGAGAUGGCCGCCUCGCACGACCCGGAGGCG